AUGAGUACCACUACCUGAGUGCUAUGGGAAUUACUACUCACUGUGUUCCCCUCGCCAUGUCCUUCCGCACAGCGUUCGCCCGUCUCAGGCCGCCUCCGCUCCUCCCAACAACAAUCCGCACGCUCCAGAUACUCGCCACUCUCCACCUCGUCUCCACCACUCUCGCAGAACUCCGCAUCUGCACAGGUUUCUCCAUGCUCCCCACCCUCUCACAGCAUGGCGACUGUGUCCUUGUAUCACCGCUCCCCUACUGGUCACCCUUAUCUGAGAAGCAUAAGUCUGCAGGGCCAAAAAGAGGUGAUGUUGUCGUCGCUACUUCUCCGAUGCACCCUGGUCAAACUGUCUGCAAACGUGUUCUGGGUAUUGAGGGCGAUUUAAUAGAGAUCGAGCCAAGAAGAGGCGGCCAAAGAAAAUGGAUUGACGCCGGGGGAAAUGGGUACAUGGUGGAUAUACCGGAUUCCCAAGCAGAAAUGGACAAUGUUUUGUUACCCAGGCGGAAUGGCGAAGGGCAAUGGGUCAAAGUACCUAAAGGCCAUGUUUGGCUGGUUGGCGACAACCUCAGCAACUCUACCGACUCCAGGAAGUAUGGGCCAGUACCAAUAGCUAUGGUCAAGGGUAAAGUAAUUGCCCGAGUUUACCCCAAUCCUACAUGGAUCACAAAUGUUGCUCGAGAUAUACAAGUGGAGGCUUGAUAAUAAGGAAACAUUAGGCAUUGUUUCGCUACACUUCAAAACAUAGCUUUGUGGAAAUCGUAACAGGGGAUAUAAGUUGCAGAUCAAGCAAGAUUUCAGCUAUGAUGGUUCAUUCACAACGCCAAACCCAAUUCAAUAUGUAACAUAACCUGUUAUAUCAUGCAUGCAUCAUAUACCAUACGAUAAGUAUGCACAACACUUUACGA
This is a messenger RNA of Cryptococcus deneoformans JEC21, 898 nucleotides long. RefSeq names its product signal peptidase I, putative. Bases 24 to 692 code for a protein of 222 amino acids. The record is from RefSeq and is a predicted model, not a curated record. Gene Ontology annotation, cellular component: membrane; mitochondrial inner membrane peptidase complex. NCBI's taxonomy places the organism in Eukaryota, Fungi, Basidiomycota, Tremellomycetes, Tremellales, Cryptococcaceae. Gene Ontology annotation, molecular function: serine-type endopeptidase activity. The transcript has 3 exons.